This is a messenger RNA of Hipposideros armiger (great roundleaf bat), 677 nucleotides long. RefSeq names its product dmX-like protein 2. Gene Ontology annotation, cellular component: RAVE complex. Gene Ontology annotation, biological process: vacuolar acidification. The transcript is spliced from 3 exons. Lineage: Eukaryota; Metazoa; Chordata; Mammalia; Chiroptera; Hipposideridae. The coding region runs from base 372 to 677 and encodes 101 amino acids. The record is from RefSeq and is a predicted model, not a curated record.
CGUGCGCGCCGCCCAUCUCCCUCGGGCGCAGCGUCCCUUCUAGCACGCGCCCGGCUCGCGCGUUCGCCCCAGCGCUCCCCCGCCGCACACGCACCCUUUGCCCUCCUCCCGCAUUUGUGCGCCGGUGCAGCCGGCAGUGGGAGCAUCCGGGCAUUUCCGCAGCUGAGCGGCGAUCCGGGCGGCGGCGGCUGAGGAGCUCCCAUGGCUGGGACUAGGCGGGUGGAAGGCGAAAGAGGGGCCAGGCGAUAAGUCAGAGGCGCCGCGCGUCCCAAGGGAGGCGGAGAGGGGAGCGCUCUUGCGGCCGGAGGAGGGCCGGGCGCGAGGCUCCUGGAGCCUGUCUUGCAUUCUCUUGUCCAGCCCGGGCUUCGGACAUGCAUCUGCAUCAGGUCCUCACCGGUGCUGUCAACCCUGGAGACAACUGCUACUCCGUGGGCAGCGUCGGGGAUGUCCCCUUCACGGCAUAUGGAUCAGGCUGUGAUAUUGUUAUUUUGGCAAGUGACUUUGAAUGUGUGCAGAUCAUACCUGGUGCUAAGCAUGGAAACAUCCAAGUCAGCUGUGUGGAGUGUUCUAACCAACAUGGAAGAAUUGCAGCUUCAUAUGGUAAUGCUGUUUGUAUUUUUGAGCCCUUGGGCAUAAAUUCUCAUAAGAGAAAUUGUGUAAGUACGAAGCGAUAUUAG